Haliotis rufescens (red abalone) is the source of this 747-nucleotide messenger RNA. RefSeq names its product excitatory amino acid transporter 2-like. Bases 1 to 747 code for a protein of 248 amino acids. NCBI's taxonomy places the organism in Eukaryota, Metazoa, Mollusca, Gastropoda, Lepetellida, Haliotidae. The transcript has 5 exons. Gene Ontology annotation, biological process: L-glutamate transmembrane transport. Gene Ontology annotation, molecular function: glutamate:sodium symporter activity; neutral L-amino acid transmembrane transporter activity; L-glutamate transmembrane transporter activity. The record is from RefSeq and is a predicted model, not a curated record. Gene Ontology annotation, cellular component: plasma membrane.
AUGGGCGAGUCUGGACGUGCUAUGCUGGACUUCUUCAACAUUCUGAAUGAAAUAACCAUGAAUAUGACAAAGCUGGUUAUAUGGUACAAUCCUAUUGGUAUAUUUUUUAUCAUUAUGAACAAAAUUCUUGAAGUACCGGACUUAGAAGCAGCAGCUAGGUCACUGACGAUGUACAUGGUCACUGGUCUCCUUGGUUUAGCCAUCCAUGCACUGAUCGUGCUGCCAACAAUCUACUUCACACUGACCAGGAGAAAUCCUUUCCGUGUGUCCCUGGGCAUGAUGGAGUCUCUUCUGACUGGACUGGGUACAAGUUCCAGCGCAGCGGCCCUGCCUGUUACUCUACGCUGCUAUGAAGAGAAGCUGAAAUUCAACAAGACCAUCUGUCGGUUCGUGUUGCCUAUAGGAGCAACAAUUAAUAUGGAUGGUUUGGCAAUUAUUCAGGCUGUCACACCUAUCUUCCUGGCCCAGAUGAACCAGAGGAUGCUCGCAUUUGCAGAUUUAGUAGCAAUCAGCCUGUCUGCAACUCUGGCAAGUAUCGGUGCUGCUGGGGUCCCAGGAACUGGCUUCAUCACCAUGUUAGUUGUUGUGGCGGCUGUGGGUUUACCUGUAGAGGAUGCCUACUUGGUGCUGACUGUGGAUUGGUUCAUGAUGCGCAUGGUGACAAUGGUCAACAUCUAUAAUGACAGUCUGGCAGCAGGAAUACUCACGAGAUACUUCACCCUGACUCCCAACUCAGAAGAGCCGUGA